GUGUUCUCCGUUCAGGAAUUUUUCACUGCGCUUAAAUUAGGUUCAAAUGGGUGAAAUAAUGUGAAAAUGAGACAGCUUUUCCGUAAUUCGGUUUGAAUAAUCUGUGGCGAAAGUGUUCGGGUGAAAUCUGUGUCGGUUUUCGUCAGACAAACGUGUGCUUUCCCUCGACUUAGUGCGGAGUAGACGGGAAUCGGGUCGCGAAAAGGGCAAAGAAAAUUUCCAUCUAGUAGGCGACUUAUCGAUUUGGGUGAUUUUCGGAGCACUAGAUCGGUUGCAUAGAAAGGAAAAUUAGGAUUUGUCGUCGUAUCUGUGCGAUUGCAAACUUUGUGGAAUACGCAUAGAAUCUCCAUUCAGAGCUGGGAAAAUCAUUUCAUAAUUCGGAGCUAGUUACAAAGUGGGUUGAAAAUGCAGCCACCACCGCGAAAAGGCAAUUAUACAAAAUUCCUAAAGAAUCUCCACUCGGAGCAGUUGGCGAAGCUUGCUCUGAAGAAUCAAAAUGAGUGCGAGCUGCUGGAGGACAUCCGGCAAUUUACCCUCAAACGCUCGGCCAUUGAAAAGUCGUACAGCGAGGCGCUACUCAAAAUAUCGUCGGCAUAUCUCAACAAAAAGCAGGCCUGCAUUCCUGAGAUAAAAAUGGAUGGAGCAGAGGAAAAAUGGAACAUGUGGAGCGUCUGGCAGACUGUACUAGAGGAAAACGAAAAGCUUGCACGUGCUCGUCUAGCAGCGGUCGAAGUAUUCCAACAGCAAAUAGCAGACGAAGCCAAACUACUCAGGAAUUCAAAGUUAAAUACCAGCAAGAAAUCCAUCGAACAUCUCGGAGUAGUUCAGAAGGAACUGCAGCUCUCCGUGCAGGAUGUUGACAAAACAAAAAAGUGUUACUUCGAUGAAGAACAUUGCGCUCAUGAUGUUCGCGACAAGGCACGGGAUAUCGAAGAAAAGCUAAAAAAGAAAAAGGGUUCAUUCUUCCAAUCGAUAACGUCUCUUCAGAAAAAUAGCGCACGAGUAACCUCACGUAAGGAACAACUCGAAGAGAAAUCAACGGGAGCUAGAAACGAUUACAUUCUCAGUCUGGCCUCAGCUAACGCACAUCAAAAUCAUUACUUCACCAUUGACCUUCAGACAACGAUGGCCACUAUGGAGAAUUACGUUUACGAACGAGUGGCAGACUACUUAGCGUUGAUCGGCCGCACCGAGCUGCUCACUUGCUCAGCCACUCAGAACUCGUUCGGUAAGAUCCGUGACCAGGCUCAACAGUUGACGCGUGAGUACAAUCUACAGUGCUGCUAUCUGUACUAUCCGGUGCUCAAGCAGCAUAUUCAAUACGAGUUUGAACCAUGCGAUAAUGAUCCAAUCCGGAAGAUUACGGCAGACCACGAGUCCGCUGCAGAGACUUUAAAUAGGGAAGGUAAGCGUUGGGCUGGGCGUGUUGCUCGCGAGAGCAACGUAGUUCGCGAGAACGCUCGCAAGCUAGCCAUCUGUACAGCACUCCGCGAGGCUGGCCACCGUACGGACCCCAACGAUCAGAACGGUCCCGAUCUGGAAACGAAGAUCGACGACUUCCGCGAGAAUAUCCGUAAGGCAGAGACCGCCAAGUGUAAGGCCGAAUCGCGGCUGGAGUGUUUGAGAAUCGGUGGCAUCAAUGUGGAUGAGUGGAUACAAGAGGCAGAAACGUUAAGCGUGCAGGAAAUGCCACGAUCAGCUAGUUCAUUGUCCAUGCGUACCGACGCAUCUGGUCAAGGGGAAAAUCCUAGCUCCGAUUCCUUCUACGAUAGCGAUAAUGCCGAACAAGAUCAGCCUAUGUCAGAGUCUUCGCCUGCUCCGAAGCAACCUGAACCUCCUGGUGAUGAAUUCGUACCAGACAGCGAUGAAGAUGAAGACUUCGAGGUUGAACAGGAGCGUCAAAAGAUCGAACAGAUCUCUCACACGUGGGACGAUCCGAUUCAAACGGAUUGGGGUGCGGAGGAGUCCACAGUUGUCGAAGCCAGCAUGCCACCACAACAAUCCACAGGGCAGACAUUCAAGUGCACAGCAUUGUACUCGUACACCGCACAGAACCCGGAUGAGCUAACCAUAGUCGAGAGUGAGCAGCUGGAGGUAGUCGGCGAAGGCGAUGGAGACGGAUGGUUGAGGGCGCGGAACUAUCGCGGUGAAGAAGGUUUUGUGCCGCACAACUAUUUGGACGUCGAGAGGGAUACUCCGGUGGAUACCCAUACUCCGGCCCAGCUAUCGACGCAGAUUUCCUUCUCCUCUGUCGAUUACACGGUGGACAAUGAAGAUCAGGACCAUAUGCAGGACUCUGGUCAAUCGCCCGAUCAAAUCUCAGUUAUCUCUGCACCGCGAAAGGCACACCAAAUGUACUGCAUUGCAUUGUACGAUUAUGAUGCUACGGCGGAGGAUGAGCUCACAUUCGAGGAAGGACAGAUAAUCAAAUUAAUCACCAAGAGCCCCCAUGGAGUGGACGACGGCUGGUGGGAAGGUGACCUGAACGGCAAGAUCGGAAAUUUCCCUUCGCUGGUGGUGGAAGAAUGUGAUGAAAAUGGAGAACCACUGACCGAUGCCGAGGACGAAUCUCCUCCACCGUCGGCACCGCCUUCGUUCGCGGCGCCGGCACCACCGCCCAUGGUCCUGCAAGAGGCCACACCUCCCGAAGGACAGAGUCCAACCGAGUUCGAUAGCCGAAGUUCUGAGCCAGCGGUGGAUCGGUUCGAGUUUGAACUGAACGACGAUCAACACGACAAGUAUGGGUCGCAGUUUUCGGCGCCUCCUCCUUCGCAGCCACCUCCAGUAGUGAUUUGUGAGGAGCCUGAGGCCGAGGAGGAAGAAUCUCGCAAAGAUAUAGAGGACGCUACUCCAGCUACUACUAGUGACGAUCCUAACCAGCUGAAUUUUGCCCAGAUCAUUGUGACCGCUGCCACGCCGAUGCACGAUGAGCCUGACAAGAAGUUUCUGGAAGAAGAUCUAGAUGAGGAACAAGCCGAAGAACAACCAUCAGAGAUAAUUGAAAAACAAGAGCAGGAAACGCAGGAGGUCAGUGCUAAGGAAAAAUCCAAGGCAGAGUCUCCGCCCAAGGAGGAACCCCAAGUGCAGCAGCAGCAGCAGCAGCCUACUAAGCCACCAACUCCGCCGAAGCCAGCCAAACCGCCGUCACCUCCGAAGCCGGCGAAGCCAGCGUCACCUCCCAAAGAGCAACCGAAGGCAGCAUCUCCACCAAGUGUGGAGCCUACUCCAGCCGAGGAACCGGAACCAGCACCGCUAGAAGAACCGGCGGCUCCCUUUGAAUCCACCGGCUUCGAAGCUAACUUCGAGGCCAACUUCGAGGGUGGCUUCGCCGCCAACUUUGAUGAUGCGUUUGGAGCCAGUCAAGCGGAAAUGCCAAAACAGGUGGUCGGUGGCAGGGCUAGCAUACCGGAGGAACUCGAGCCACAUCAGCUGGCGCGCUUGCAAAACCUGAAGGAAUCCAACGCAUAAUGAAAAGGUAGAUCGGGAUUGGCUGAUCUAUUGUAGUCAGUCCACUCACAAAAGUUUUAUUGUACACUGAACAAACGAAACCCUAAGGUACUGCACCUAAAGUGGAGAUGGUUCUGUCUUACAACGCGUAUGCAAUAUGUUUCCUUAGCGUCAUCAAUCAGCCGUGGAUUCUUUUAGUACCGUCGUAUAAAAUGGUUAAACAGUAUCAUGUAAAAGCAGACAUUUAGUGUCGCUGACCCGACUGACUGUAAAUCGUAGACCUUUUUCCUGAAAUACGACUAGCAAUCUACGAACUAACAGUUCCGCUAGAGCGGUACUGGCGAUGUACUUUUCGCGAACUAGUCGUUUAAUGACCCUGAUCGAACAGUUUCAUUCUGCUAAACUUCUUGCACGUUAAUGAUUCUGAGUCAAAUCUACUAAUCGCUUGUCACUUGAUUUUCUGUUCGUUUCACAAUAUUCAUCGAUCCAAAUAAGAUCCAAAACAUUCUCAUACAUGUUUUCCGGCAUCUUCGGUAUUGCUCUACUUGUAAAACAUUUUAAACUUUAAAGCUUUAAACAAUGCUUGUGGGCUUGCCUCAAUCAGAUUUAAAAGUUUUAUCAAAUGGGUUGCCUUUCGUUUUUUUUUGAGUGGCACUCAAGGAUUCUGUUUACCAUGAAUACAUCGGUAAAUAUCAGCGAUCCGUAAAUCCUAACAAAUUAGUAUUGAUAAAUAACUAAUCAUCAACUAAUUACCUAGAAUAUAACUGCUGAGUUCUUCGUACCACCUGUUUUCGAUAAAUCGCGAUAAGAAAAUGCCCAGAUUUCAGUUAAUUACCACCGAGACUGUGUUUGGGCUGAACAGACGAUGCUGAUGUUCAGAGGAGUAGCAAAUCAUAUUUCUACAAUGAAAAGAUUAUUUAGUUUGCUAUUGGAAAUGAUAGAACAGUGGUGUUAGUAUAGUGUGUCAAUAUUUAUCGAUCGAUAGGAAUAGUGUAUAAUAGAGCUAGAAUGGUUACGACAGGAUUUGUUAGCAGCUGACAAUGCGACCAUGGUAGACUUUACCCCGUAGCAUACCGCACUCAGUACUGGAUAAAAAUAUGCAACCAAACACCAACGGACUCAUUGUCGAACCGGGCUGUAGCUGGCCGACUAAAAUCACCAUCUUAUAAGCCGUUCGCCUCCCUGGUACAGCCUUUCUAAUUUACUUUGGGGAGAGACUGGCGCGGCUAUAGUAGUUGCUCACUUGUAGUUGCUGCUGUUUAUACGUUGUAGCUCUCGGGCAACUCGAGUCGUAACCGACAAAGCCGCAAACCAUUUACCAGAGUCUGCAGGGUUUGUAUUAGCACUAUGGCAAAUGAUGUCAAAGCACGCUCGAUCGUGGCCUCAUCUGUAUGGGUUCUUUGCAUCCUUAUUUUUGCCCAAAGGCAAGUUGCCCAAAAGCUUACGAUCUUCGCAUUCCACCAGUAGGUUGAUGGCCUACCGUUUCUUGAUGCUCCUUUCCUCGGCAUUUCCACUUCGUAAACACGUGGCAGAACAACGGUUAGUUCGUCCCCAUUUAAGCCGGUGCGGUGAGGAAUUCAUCCUCAAAACCCGAGACCUUCCACUUGCGGGCUUGAUAUUGAUCUAUCUAACGCUGUGCACGCAAUGGCUAACCUCGUAGUGGACGUCCACUCUCCAGUUCAUGUCACUGAUUGACCCAGGACGUGACGUCAAUAAUCGACUUUCCAUCGUUGAUAUUGGCGCUUCAUCUUCGUUCAUUAGCGGCUGUUCAGCGGUGGCAAUGUACAAGGCUUGGCUUGCUUCCAAUCUAUAGUGUGGUUCUGGUCACUAGUGUGUGCUGCCACGCUCGAGUCAUGGAACCUGUCGUUGUCAACUGCGUUCUUAUGUUCUUUUAAACGAACCUUCAGUUUUCGGCGUGUUUGACCAAUAUACACUGCAGGGCAGUCUUGGCAUGGGUUUUCGUAUAUGCCAGACAUUUCUUCCCUCGGAAUCGUAUUUUUUAAAGCACAUAAACGUGUUCAAUAAAGUGUACUUUUAUACACUGCCUGGAAACCAUGCUGUUUUAGGGUAGCCUGAACAGCGUUUGUCGUUUGUCAGCGUUUGUUGCUGACACUUUGUGUGCCUUUGGUUGGUUCACUUUCUUCGCUUUGCACUUCCAACUCCACCUUAUUUGGUGGAGUCCUCAUCAGUCCUUUCUGCCUACUAUGUUGAUCCCGCUUGAAUUGGCAAGGACAAGCCAUGUACGCAGCAUAAAAACCGCUACGUGGACAUCGACCCCAAUACUCAUAUCUAAUGAGCCCCCCCUUACCCCGGCUUUCGAACUCUGCUGGAGUAGUAACGCUUGUGAUCUCAUGGUGAUUUGAACAUGCAAGCUUGACACUUGGCUGCUUUGACAGCCUAUUACUAUAGAGCACCUAAACGAAUUCAAAUUUGCUGAUUGGCUUCGAAUUGGCAGUACCAAGAUAGGCGCACGGAACAAGAAAGGCAAAUAAGUGAACGCACCAAAAUCCAAAUUCUCAACUCUAACGUGACAUCUGUGCUGUUAUACGCUAGUGAAACAUGGUGUGUACCAGUAGAGAACACACAACGGCCGCAGGUAUUCAACAACAGAUACUUGCGGUACAUAUUUUGUGCCUGGUGGCCUCACAACUGGAUCUCAAACAACGAGCAGCAUCCCCAGCAGAAUAAUUCUGACCGAUUUGGUUACUGCAACACAAAUGUGAACAAAUUCAGUUGCAUAUAGGCAGCAGAAACCUCUAUACAACAUGUGUGCUGCUCGGGACCAUUGUUGUCACCAGAGAUCGAUAGCAACAGAAGUUCGGGAUCGGAAGAAGAACUGGGUUGGCCACACCUUAUGCAAGGGCGGAAACGAAAUCUGUAAACAAGCAUUGGUCUGGAACUAAGCAGCAGAUCCAGAGACUUACGGUGGCACAGCCUCAAUAAAGAAAUAAAAGAACCGAAAUGUAUCUAACCUGACAUCGCUCAGGAUGGAGAUCUUCCAAGUCUUUGCACCACUGGGGGUGUACAUUACCCAUAAAUAAAGCUUGAUACUCAUCUGCCAGCUUGCAAGAACCAUAAUUGGGACCUUACACUGUAAAUUACUCAGCCGCUAGACAACCCCUCUGCACUGGCUGGCUACCGUUACCAGUUGGUACUACCGGGAGGCGAACUGUGCUGCCUAUCAAGUCAUUGAUUGCAUAAAUCGCCAAAAAUGUAGAUUAAAGCACAUUUCCCUGCGAUAUGUAUGACUCACGAAGUAACGAAAAAGUUCACGGCCAAAGAAUUCGUAACCCUGAAUUACAAAACUUUUGGGACAAUGAAUAUUGUAAAACGGUUUAGAAGUUGUGACUCGUAAUUACAUAUAACAAUAGAGGUAAUAAACUAUAGAGGACGCUUGUCGCUGUCGUCACUGGCGAAACAUCUUUUGCUGGCGAGGAUAGGGCACUAAAUGUCAACAAAGGAAAAAUCAGUACGUUUUGACAGAUAGGUACCCAACAUGUUUGGGGACGAUAACAAAGGGAACCGCAGCGACAAUCGUCCUCUAUAGUUUAUUACCUCUAUUCAUAUAACGUUUUUAUCCAGAAUGAUUGACUUGGAACUAUUGGAAAAAGCUAUUAUAGAUCAAUAUGCAUUUUAUGUACUAUGAAACACUGAAUAAUUCAAUUGGAGUUGCUGAUGCAAUUCGGGACUGAUGUAUCUAGAACGAGAAAAGGUAUAAAACAACCUGAUAGAACUUUUCGAUUUCUCACCGUUCAAACCGCUAGAGAAUAUUUUAUCAAUGAAUGUGAAAAAGUAGGACCAGUGAAUGUGUAGUAAAAUCACGAUGUUCCUUUAUGCCUUUUAUAAAAGAGGUCCGUUCCAAUGAUUCCGAAUGCAUGUAUUUCCUGAUAAUACCUGAUGUGCUAUUUCUUCUUGAUACCAUUGUGAUACAAUAUAUUGAAUGUUGAAGAAUAGUUGUCCAAUGGAAUAACAAUAUAAUGACGAAUUUCGCGCCAACUCGACCAGCGGUUGGCAGCACCAUCUCAGAAUCGAAUAAAACUUGGUGGGCAUAAAGAUAUGGUAUUUCUAAGUCACUCUGCAUACUUAGUUUUUCAAAAAUUGUCAAGAGUAACAUUUGAUGCGGGCCUAAUUUUUUUUCAUGGAUUUUUUAUAAAUCGAUGUAACUCUAAAAUGACAAGACC
Messenger RNA from Armigeres subalbatus, 7628 nucleotides. It is a transcript of the gene nwk, whose product is annotated as protein nervous wreck. The transcript has 9 exons. Gene Ontology annotation, cellular component: neuromuscular junction; recycling endosome. The coding region runs from base 406 to 3468 and encodes 1020 amino acids. Gene Ontology annotation, biological process: neuromuscular synaptic transmission; regulation of actin filament polymerization. Lineage: Eukaryota; Metazoa; Arthropoda; Insecta; Diptera; Culicidae. The record is from RefSeq and is a predicted model, not a curated record. Gene Ontology annotation, molecular function: protein binding.